CUUCCCUCUGUAAACCACCGAAGGCUGCGAAAGAGCGGGCAAAGAACAGAGCCCAGGGAACGCUGAGGGGAAAGGACAUCGUCAGAGCAAUAGCUCGCCAUCAGCCCAAAGGGCAUGACCCUCCUACCCGGUCGGCCCUCGCUGCAAGUAGCUUCAACGUCCUACCAGUCGCCUCUGCACCUCUACCGGCGCAUCCUCCGCCUUGCCAACGCCAUUGCAGCGCGAUGGGAGGACGAUACCAUCUUUCAAGCUCAGCGUUACCUUGCUCAGCGUAAUGUGAGGAAGUGGAUCGAGGCCACGAGCAGAGGCUCAUUGGAGGCCAGGCAAGGAUUCGAUGGUCAGGCUUCUGAGUGGUCAUCCUCAAGGCCAGGCGGCGAUGGCGAAGUGGCGUUCCAGACCAUCGAGGCAGCGCAAUAUCGUCCCUUCAAACGUCUCAAGUCACAUCUCAGCCUACUACAAUGUGCUCAUAAUGGCGGACGCAAAGAGAUGGAAAAGGUCCUAGACUGGACAUACGCGAGGCGAGGCGUGCUGCGUUGGGCGGGUCUGCGACCCUUUCUCGAUCGGCCUAACCCUCUUGGUGAAUGUUCAACACACGCAACGAGCAGUCACAGGCAUUCGCCCUCACCUGCCGCGUCUUAUCCGCCCUCACCGGCCCUGCUCGCCCUCCUCUCCUCGCCCUUGAUCACUCACUCAUCCUCCGGCUCCGGCUCUUCAUCCUCAUCCCCUCCCUCAUCCUCCUCUUGGGCGAACUUCACUUUGCCCCUCCCUCGCGAAGGCAAGACGAGGCACAAUCCUCGCAGUAGGCUGCGCAACAAGGAGCUCAAUGCGGUAGCGAAAGUUGUGAAGCGCAAGCUGGAGCGGGUGAGAAUUCCCCUUCCAACGCGGGUGGUGAUGAGGGUGGAGGAACGCGCCAAGUCCGUGGGGGGUGCAGAGGGAGGUGAGGCGACAACGAGGGCACGAGCAGCUGGGCAGGAAAAUCAAGGCGAAGAGUGGGGACCACUGCAUCCUUCUACGCCUAACUUUGCCAGACAGAAAAGAAGAGUGUGGGCGGCGCUGCUGAGCCGAUUGCCUAUCUUGCCUGAGGUGAAGCAUGCGACAGGUGGUGAGGAGCGACAAGAGAACGACCAGGCGGAGCCAUCAUCCACAGGCUCCCCAAGAGCAGCAUCAGCCUCAGCUUUCCGUCCGCAACUACGGCGCUAUCUUUCUCCUCCAUCUCUACCAACAGAUCCCAUUCCUUCGCUCAUAGAAGCAUGGAACAAUCACCUUUCCCUCUCACGCGGCACACCCGAAGAUAAAUCGAGGCGCCCAAAGAGCAUAGCGUUCCACCUCUCCCCCCUCUCCCUCUUCCGUACCGAUGAGAGAAGGCCACCAACCUUACCGGCACCACAGGAGAGCGUGAGGGCCCUGCAGCGCUGUGGCGGAGGGCCAGUAGAGGAGGUUGAGAAGGGGGCGAAGGGAAGGGCGAGGGCAAGGAUGACCAAACAGGGGAGGAUAGAUAGGGCGCAGGGGAAGAUGGGAACCAAGGAGGAGGAAGAGUGGAUUCGCAAAGGAUGACAGCGAUGGCAUCGGAUAGAAAUGAGAUUCAAGAUGGAUGAAUGUACUACCUCUGUCAUUGUGACCACAUCUGCAACAACCAGCAUCCCGCCUCGCCCUUCUCAACGAACUCUUGCUCUCG
This is a messenger RNA of Jaminaea rosea, 1675 nucleotides long. RefSeq lists its product as hypothetical. Lineage: Eukaryota; Fungi; Basidiomycota; Exobasidiomycetes; Microstromatales. The transcript has a single exon. The record is from RefSeq and is a predicted model, not a curated record. The coding region runs from base 115 to 1554 and encodes 479 amino acids.